This is a messenger RNA of Punica granatum (pomegranate), 1945 nucleotides long. NCBI's taxonomy places the organism in Eukaryota, Viridiplantae, Streptophyta, Magnoliopsida, Myrtales, Lythraceae. The record is from RefSeq and is a predicted model, not a curated record.
AAAUUCCAAAGCCCCCAAUACAAACUUGAUCUCUCUCACUUCCCUCCCCUCAAAUCUCUCUCUCUCUCUCUCAAGAAGCGAAACAUAAAAGUGAGCAAACAAUCUUCAGUUAAUUAUAUGGAUGACCCAAAAGCUCCUCUGCUCCCUCUCCAAGACUCACCCUCAAGCCCCCAAACCCAACACUCCCUCAUAUCAAUCCUCACCCUAGGCAACUUCUUCAUCCUCCUCGGGCCACUCCUAUGUGCCGCGACGUGCCUCCUCCUUCGUGGCCUCGGGGAUGGGCCCCGGAACAUGCUCGCGGUGCUCCUCUGGGUUUUCGAGUGGUGGCUUACCGAGGCUGUCCCAAUGCCCGUGACAUCCAUGGCCCCUCUCUUCCUCUUCCCAAUCUUCGGGAUCGCCUCCGCCGACACCGUGGCCCACUCUUACAUGGAUGACGUGAUUGCGCUCGUCCUCGGGAGUUUCAUACUCGCCCUCGCGGUUGAGCACUACAACAUCCACCGGAGAUUGGCCUUGAAUAUAACGUUGACAUUCUGCGGCGAGCCAUUGAACCCACCGCUGCUCUUGCUGGGGAUCUGCACCACCACUGCGUUCGUGAGCAUGUGGAUGCACAACGUGGCGGCCGCGGUGAUGAUGAUGCCGGUGGCCACUGGGGUCGUGCAGCGGAUACCGACGGGGAGAAGUGCCUCUGCUGCACAGCGCGGGUUCUGCAAGGCGGUGGUGCUGGGGGUGAUAUACUCGGCUGCGGUGGGCGGGAUGACCACACUGACGGGGACAGGUGUCAACUUGAUAUUGGUCGGGAUGUGGAAGAGCUACUUCCCGGAGGAGGAGCCCAUCAGCUUCAGCCAGUGGUUCUUCUUCGGGUUCCCACUUGGUUUGCUCAUUUUCUUGGCUCUGUGGGGGAUUCUAUGUGGGCUAUACUGUUCAAGAGGAUUGGGGAGGGACUUAUCUGCUUUCCUCGACAAAGCCCACCUCAGAAGAGAGCUCGAAUUAUUGGGGCCAAUGGCAUUUGCUGAGAAGAUGGUGCUGGCCGUGUUCUCGAUGCUAAUAUUGUUGUGGAUGACAAGAAGCAUCACCGAUGACAUUCCUGGUUGGGGAGCUCUCUUUCACGGACGUGCCGGUGAUGGAACCGCUAGUGUGAUGAUGGCAACCCUGUUGUUCAUAAUCCCGAACAAGAAGCACGAGGGAGAGAAGCUCAUGGACUGGAACAAGUGCAAGAAACUUCCGUGGAAUAUCAUCCUCCUCCUCGGCGCCGGCUUUGCGAUAGCAGAUGGGGUCAAGACGAGCGGCCUUGCUGGUGUGCUCUCAGAAGCCCUAGACUUCCUGGAGUCAGCCCCCUAUUGGGCCAUAGCCCCCGCCGUGGCCCUUGUGAGCGGAAUCAUCACAGAGUUCACCUCCAAUAAUGCAACCACCACACUCGUGGUACCUCUGCUAAUACAAAUUGCGAAAUUGAUGAAGGUUCAUCCUCUACUGUUGAUGGUCCCUGGUGCAAUUGGAGCCCAGUUUGCUUUCCUUCUCCCCACCGGGACGCCUUCGAAUAUUGUUGGGUUCACCACUGGCCAUAUUGAUAUUUCGGAUAUGAUAAAGACCGGAUUGCCAUUGAAGGUUGCAGGCAUUGCCGUGCUCUCGCUUCUCAUGCCAACCCUGGGGGCUUAUGUGUUCGGGACGAAUGGAAAAGUCCCAUAGCCGGACAAAGUGCUACGAUAAGCCAUCACUGCCAACAUUUUCUUAGGUCCAUGAUAUUGAAAGGUAAACAGCAACCAUUCUUUUUUUUUUUCCCUGAUAAUUUGUGUGUCAAUAAAAGGAGUCCUUUCAGAAAGGGAGCAUUUUCCAACACAUAUGUUGUAUAUUAGUAGCUUACAAAUUGUAAAGUAAACAAUAUCCGUGCUAAGCAUAAUAUUCUGUAUGGAAUUUCCAGAUUUUUAGUAUUUCUCUUUCAGGGAUACAA